CUCCAGCCAAUCAGCGCCGCUGUUUCUCGCCGUCGCUCUCAGCCCGCCCUUGCUGGGCGUGGCCUCCCCUCCUCUCGAGCUCGCUCCGUGUGGAAAAGACGGUUUCGGGUGCAAAAGUCGCUCUUAUGUUGUUGCUCCGGCCGUUAGACAUGCCCAGUGAGGCAGCAGCCGCCUGCCGUGCCGCGACCGUCACCGAGCUCCGGGACUCCCCGUCACUCCCGGGUGCUGUGAGGAGCGGUCUCCAGCCGCCGGCGCCCUUGCCCGCCUCAGACUGUCCGUUGGCCCCGCGCGCUGUGUCCGGACGGCGGCCGGGGAGCCCCCAGUGAAGGCCGCAGCGAUGUGGGAGUCCAAGCGGGUGCGGCUGCUGUGCAUGCUGGGCCUGACCUUCGUGUUCUUCGUGGUGGAGGUGGUGGUGAGCCGCAUCACGGGCUCGCUGGCCAUGCUCUCCGACUCCUUCCACAUGCUGUCCGAUGUCAUCGCGCUGCUGGUCGGCCUGAUCGCCGUGCGCUUCGCCCAGAAGACCCGCUCCACCGACAAGAACACGUUCGGCUGGAUCCGGGCCGGGGUGAUGGGGGCCCUGGUCAACGCCAUCUUCCUCACCGCCCUGUGCUUCACCAUCGUGCUGGAGGCCGUCGAGCGCUUCACCGAGCCGCAGGCCAUCGAGCAGCCCAUGGUGGUGAUCGGAGUGGGGGCCGGCGGGCUGCUCAUUAACCUGAUCGGGCUCUGCAUGUUCCGGGACGGGGCCGCACACGGACACGGACACUCUCACGGCGGAGGGAGUGGAGGAGAGGCGGCGGGGGGGCACGGGCACUCGCACGGCCCCCGGAAAGCUCACAGGAACCGGGACCGCUCGGCCGGGGAUGGAGCCGCCAUAGACCGGGAGGAGACCAACAUCUUGGUGGAGAACUGCGGGAAUUCGCACGGCCUGACCGGGGACGGUGUGAUCAGCAAGCACGGUGAGAUACUGGAGGUCGGGGGGGGGCUAAAUAGGUCAUGGGGUGCGAGCCAAGGAAAGGGGAGAAGGUGGUAAAUGGGGCAGUUGGGGCCAAGGGGAGGGGUGGCUAGGAUGGUCGGUGGGGGGGCUAAAUGGGUCAGGUGGGGAUCCAAGGGGGCAAAGGAAGUGGCUAAAUGGAUCGGAUGGGGGCUAAAUGGGUCAGGGGUGCGAGCCAAGGGAGGGGGAGGUGGUAAAUGGGUCAGGUGGGGACCAAGGGGUGGCUAGAUGGGUCUGGGGGGAGGGAGGUGGUAAAUGGGUCAGGUGGGGAUCCAAGGGGGGGCAAAGGAAGUGGCUAAAUGGGUCAGGUAGUUGGGGCUUAAAGGUUCAGGGGGUGCGGGCCAAGGGAUGCUGGAAGGGGGAGGCAGGGAUAGAGUGCCAGGGGUUGCCAGACAGUGGGGCUUAAAGGGUCAAAGGGCUCGGGCCAAGGGGGAUUAAAGGGUCAGGGAAUGAGGGCUUAAAGGGCCAUGGGGUGCUGGUCAGAUGUAUUUUAUUUUUUAUUCCAAAGGGCCAUUGGGUGGGAGUCAAAGGGGGCUUAAAGGACCCCAAACUUUGGUUAUUGCACAUUUUAGCUGAACAUGUGGUUAUAAAGUCAGUAUUGCUAGACAGAAUGGGUGGUUUUUAUUAGUGGGAAGUGUAGUCCUGCUCUGGUGGAGGAUUUGCUGUCAUCAGCUUUUUUUUUUUUUUUUUUUGCGCUGCUCCCAUUAUGGCACAUUCACAAUGACAUACUAAGGUUUCAACAAGCAGAAUGAAUUUAGUGUACCAAGUAAAAGUGUUCAGUCAAUGUGCUUGCUGUAAAAUAGCAAGGGAAGGGGGAUUAUGCAAAUGACAAGAUUCAGAUUAGACGAUUGUCAAAUUACUGUAUGAAGUUCAAUUAUUUAAACCUUGACCACCAACCAAACCAUUUGUUUUUCAUGGUGCCCAUUUGAUUUUGGUUAGCAACACUGUUUAGACUAUAUUUUAAUCUAGCUCAGAAAUCUGUUGUCAUGUACCUCAGAAGCUCCUGUCAAUUUUUUUUUUUUUCAUUGUUCUCUGCCAAAUUAUCAUUAUUAUUUUUUUAUUUUUUUUUUGUGGGAAGCGGUGGGUGACUUGAUCUCUAAUGUGAGACCUGUCUCACAAUUCAGUCAGCCCUGCUGGGUACAAACAGGGAGGGAGAGAGCUAGCAUACUUGAAGAUUGCAUUACUACUGUGUCAAUUUUAGGGACUUUAGAAUUUUAAUGGGGGAGGGAAAAAAAUCUUUAUUGUUCUAAAUUUUGUGCAUUAGCAUUAUGUAUUAACCUUCUUUUUUUAAUUAUGGGUUAUAUGUGUGUCUGUGUGUGUGUCACAGUUCCAAUUUUAGGUAUCAGAUCCUUUUUUGUGGACUUUCCUGUGUUGUGCAACUAUUAAGGUUGAACAUUAAUUUACGCAGUAUAUGUUUGUUCUAAGUUUGCUUUGUCGCCUUGCCCUCAAUUAGAUUUUCCCUUCUCCUGUAGUAAAUUGGUCUUAAAUAGAGAAACACUCUGCACUCAGGUUAGACGGGGUUGUGAUUUUGUCAGUUUAUUUAAUAUUUGGCAAGUUUUGCUUUAACAACAACAACAAAAAACCUUAUUGAAGUCUUUUUAAUUAUUGGAUUAAUUCAAAAUAUAUAGGUCAGUAGUGUAAUCGUUUCUGAUCAUCUUGUGAGUUACAAAAAUUGUCAUUUUUGGUACAUUUGUUAGUGGCACGCGUGUUGGUCCUUUAGUAUGUGCAAUAAAAAAAACAGACUGAUGUUCUUAUGUACAGGUAUAAAACAAUUAUGCUUGCAUUAAGAAAGUUGCUAAACAUUUUCCCUAUCUGUGAUCUCCCGUACAGCUUUGGGCUUGCAUACUGCAUAUGAUGUCAGUAGCCGUGUAACCCUUUUUUGUGUCCUUACUUGCUGACCUGGAUAACAGAAUCUUUUUGUGCAAAAUUGAUAUCGGAUUCAUUUCAAAGACCUAUAACCACUUGCCUCAAAUAUUAAAAUUUUCUGUCACACUAGCUAUAAAAAGAGGAAAAUAUGCAGUUAAGUGCUAUUUUUCUUUCUCUUUUUUUUUUUUUAAGUUCUAGACAAGGAAACCUUUAUACUGUAAUAUGUAGACCACUUUUAAAUGAUUAAAUGUGUAGUCGUUCUUAAUUUGCAUUGUAGGUAAUUAACCUUCAAGUACUAUUGAACACAUUGCUGUUUGAUAGAUCAUAUUGUAACACUGAUUGAUGUCACAUCAUGGUGUCCAGCAUCACUGCAAUGCAAGCUGGCAGGAAGAUGUGUUGACUAGUCUUUGCUGAUGCUCCCCAGUAAGGAAAUCUGCAUGGAAUAAGUAAUAAUGGGGGAAGCGAGGGAGGUCAAAUUAAAGGUUUGUUUUAUUACAGUUGUAGCAAAUUUCCAGCCCUAAAUAGGUUUAAAGUGUUGCCAAGUCACCAGCAAUUGUGAAUAUAAAGACUUGCCAAAGCUUUAUAGGUUAAGACUUCCCUUUUGGGUUAACAAAAUCAACCUUUUGUAUAAUUUAUUUUUUCCUCUCUUCAAUUGACAGUUAGGCACCAUAACAACUACAACUUCCACCACCCUCAGGUGGCAUCUGUCUUCCGAAAUUUCAGUUUCAGGAAGCGCGGAGUGCCGCCGGGCAGGGGUACCGCUGUUUGGCUGAGAGGGUCAGCUGACACUUUCAGCCAAUCAGGACUCCACAUUCACAAAACUGACUUGCAAAAGAAAUGUUUCUUUCCAAGCCUGCUUUGUGAAUGGGGAGUUAUUGACUGGUUUAGAGCGUCGGUUGACUGCUCUUAGCCAAUAAGUGACACCCCUGCCCAGCGACACUCUACUCUUCCUAAAACAGAGAUUUCAGAAGCUAUAUGCCACUAGGAGGGGGUGGUUGAGAUCUGCGCUGGAGGCAACUUUGGUGUUAAGCUUUUCAAGAAUGAUUUAACCCCUUGAUAUGAGGAUGCUGGGGGCUUCUGACACCAUAACAAUUUUAAUUAGCUUAAGUUUUUGGGUGGCUAUUAAAUGUUUCCUCUGAUGAAACAUGGAGUGCACCUUUUAAGAGUCUCCUUCAUUUUUGUAGAAUGUUGUAUUUAAUGUUGCCUAAUUCUGACCUUCUAAAUAAUAUGGAUUUUGUUUUCUUCUUCCAGCAGAUGCAUUGGCUGAGAUCACAAUAGAUCAUCGCUCGAAUGGCAAUGUGGAAAAUAACUCUGCUGAAAUCAGUGAAGAUGGUACGCAGCUGAACAUGCGUGGUGUAUUUCUGCAUGUUCUUGGUGAUGCAUUGGGCUCUGUUAUUGUGGUGGUGAAUGCCUUUGUUUUUUACAUGGUUUUUAACCCUUGCCCAGAAGAUGGAAACUGCAUAAACCCAUGUGUUAAUAACCAUUGCUUAGAUCACAAAGAAGUAAAUCAUAGUCUUCAAAGUGUGCUGAAUAACACGUCUGAAGAGCCACUUCUCCUUGCUGGACCUUGUUGGGUCAUGUACCUAGAUCCCUCGUUGUGUGUCAUCAUGGUGUGCAUACUUUUGUACACAACCUACCCACUUUUGAAGGAGUCUGCCCUUAUUCUUCUGCAAACUGUCCCUAAACAGAUUGAUAUUUCUUCCUUGAAACAAAAGCUUAAGAAAAUAGAAGGGGUUGAAGCUGUGCAUGAGCUUCAUGUAUGGCAGUUGGCAGAAAGUCGUAUCAUAGCCACAGCACACAUAAAGUGUAAGGACCCUACUGCUUACAUGGAUGUGGCCAAGCGCAUCAAAGACUUUUUUCACGAUGAAGGAAUCCAUGCUACUACCAUUCAGCCUGAAUUCUCAAAUGUAGAGUCUGGAUCUAGAAUAUCCUUAUGUGAGUUAUCGUGUAGGACUCAGUGUGCGCCAAAGCAGUGUUGUGGUAGCACGGAAAAAGGGGUGUCUGGGAAGAAAUCCAGCGGGGGGACAUCAGCCCUUCCCAGCUUGGGAAUGAUUAGUGAAUCUCCUGAGCACAAAACAAAGAGAACUAAUACUUCUGAGAAGUCAACUAAUGAAUUGAAGAUAGAUGUGGACUCCACCGUUUGAUCACUUAUCAAAUGCAUAAACUUGUGGCUCUUGCUGGAGAAAAACAAGGGAAACCCUUUCCCUAAAAUUUGUCACAAAGUUGCUGGUUUAAAAUAUUGACUUUAUUAGUUUUGUCUUUAAAACAAACAUAGUCUAUCUAGUUCUGGGAUGCAACCAUUAAUGUUUAAAAUCUGGUUCUUGCUGUUCUAAUUGUUGCAUUGUUUUUGAUUUGAACAUUGUGUCAAUGUUACAUUUUGUGAAUUUAGAUUUGCCUGGGAUCUUUCCAUUGCUGCUGCAGUUUGCAUAGCAUUGACAGUGUUUGUUUCUAAUAUGAUUUACAUUUAUUUUAAUUUUGUUUUUCUAAAUUGUGGCUGCUGGGAUGUAGCCAAAUACCUUCUUACUAACUGACAAUCUUGCUACUCAAAUAUGUGCACGAGAAGCAUUGUUUAAAAUCCCAGUUUGUACCCUUGCACUCCUGACUACAGGAUAGGUCUAGAGAAAGCACUUUUUCUGUCUUGAUAAAGUUUUAGGGGUUAGAAUGCCCACCAUACCAUUAUUUUAUAUAUACUUUUUUUGUGUUUGUGCGCAUGUUAAAGGGCAGUUUGUCCUUCCCAUUUCUUCCUUUUGAAUCCAUUCCUCAGUCUCUGUUAAAGACUUGGGUUGCCUUUGCUCGAUUUCAUCUCUGCUGACAGGUCAAAAUGCAUAUAGUUUACUUGCAGUGCUGAAUGACUGGAAUAUUGACUAUAACUAAAUUACCAGCUCUGCCAUUUUGCAAAAACGUGUUUUGUAUAAUGAUAUGCAAAUUGUCACUUUCUGGCAAUAAUUACAUGAGAUUGUAUUAUACACAGGUGGCAUUGUGAUAUAUUUGUUUAAUCAACUAUUAGAGUGGAUUGUAGGGGGCUUUCAAUAGCUUGCUUUAUUUACUUUGCCAAUGCCAUGUGCAUAUGUCGUAUUAGGCAAAGACCCUGGUUGUUCAUGUCUCUAGAUCCUUUUGGUCUGAUUACCCUACCCCUCAGGCAGUAACCAGUUACAGGUCUAAACUUUCUCAGUAACCUCACUCUCAUGCGAAGUCCUGGCCAUACUGAUCAGCAUCGUGCUUGCCAUUUAAAUUCUGCUUGUACUGGAGGGAGGCGGCAGUGUGAUCAAGCAAUGCACGUGCACACAUGUUACAUACCUAUCUAAAAGAAGUGCAUGUGAAAAUAGGUGUGGCUGUAUAUCUGCUAGUUGGUACAUGGGCCUGGAUGAACCAGAGGCUCUGUUAAAUAACAAUUAUAUCACUGGCCAAUGUGUGUUCUUUAUUCCUAGCUGUAAAUAAAUUGGGUUGGUCUUCUCUGUGCACUUCAGGUAAAGAUAAUUUGUUACUUAAAACAAUAUAAUUUUCAUUUUACAUGCUCUUUCAUAAGUUGGACUAUUCUCACAAAGAUCUAUAUAGUGCACCCAUUACCAGCAAAGCAUUUCAGUGGUCUAAAUUUAAUUGCACUUUUUAUCUUUCUUCUCGGUGUUUGCACAUCUGUCUUUUUUCAGAGUUCAAGGGUGCCAUUCAUGAUCCUGAUAUGGUGCUUAGCACUUGCAUGCAGCUGCACCACCACCUUUUGAAGACCAAAUUGCAGAUCCAUAGCAGUGGAUUACAGUGUUAAUUCAUGUGUUACCAAAGCAAAGAAAACUUCAACUUACUGAAUGUACUUCUUACAGAGUGUCUUCACCAACCUACAUAUUUUUAACAUUAUGUAUGCUUCUCAGAUUUGUAAAGUGUGUUAAAUUAAAGGUAUCCUGGUAGAUUUCCACCUGUCAAGUGUAUCUGUAUUAUGAUACAUGCACAGACUAGCUCAGGAUUACCCACUUAGUUUACAUACUAAACUUGAGAAGCAUGAUGAAUGUAGUUUUGCCUAUCGGAGUUUGGCUGUGCUUUGUAUAGUGUAUUUAUGUAUGUAUCGUACUUCCAAACUGUAAUAUAUUGUUAUUGCAAUUAUAUUGUACUGCCCAAACAGUGUUUUAUUGGAAGUUGUUUUGUUUUUGUUUUCUCACCCCUCCCAUGACAAAUAAAACAUGGAGAACAUGUUCAUCUUAUUAUUUUUGGUUUUUUAGUACUUGUCAGCUGGAAAUGUAAUUGUUGGUGGCAGAACACAUUCGGAUCAGUUUUAAUCUAUAUGCUUUAUGUAGGGAUUUCUAAUAAAAUUUAUAUCUAUAGGAUGUGGUAGCCAGGAACCUCUGUCUGAAUUUUUUUGUUUAUUUUAAAUUUUUUUUAAUUUUAUUGUUUUAACAAAUUUAGCGCUUAUAGUUUAAAAAAAAAAAAAAAAAAUUAUAAUUUAUUUAUUUUAAUUCAGCCCCUCUUCACACACAUCAUUUAAAGUAAAAGUUUAGCAAUAUCAGCUGUUUCCAAAUUUGGCUGAAUAUAUUAACUGACAUUUCCCAGCCAAUUCCAGCUACAGAUGCUCAAAAGUUACAUUGCAAAUGGGGAAGUAUUUAUUUCCAUAUUAGUGAUCUCUUUAAAAAGGGGGCAGAUGGCAGGCACAUGCAGGGCCCAGGUAAGGGUAAACUGACUUAACCGUUUGACACCAGAAUACUACUGUCACCAUAAUCACUGCAGUGAAUGUAGUGGUUUUAGGGUGCGUACAGUACUCAGUUUAAGCAUUAUUCCAAUACUUGCAUGAUUUAGAGCACUGUUGGUGUCCACACUUGUUUGAUUCUUAUUUAGUAGCAUGUCCCUACUUGGUGUGAAUGGUGCUGUUCAAUCAUUGCCAUGAAUACAUGGUGCACUUACUGGCUCAGCAGCAUAGCUAGGUAACAAGUCCCUUCCGGAGUUCAACUGAAUAAGUGUAAUUGUCUGAUGUCUGUAAUGUGUAUCAGGACUGUUCACACACACGUAUGUUUUCUUGUAAUCUCCAAUUUUACCAUUACUAAAGUCUCCAUGCUCAGAUUUUUUUUUUUUUUUUAAAGUGCAUAUUCUGUUUAGAUGACACACUAUUCCACUGAAUGGCACAGUAAACUAAAUAAAGCGUGUAUGUAUAAUAUAUCGAUAUACACUUACUCUUACUUGUGAAGACCUUGCAACAUACAGUUGAAGAAUAUAUAUAUAAUAUACACACACUUUGUGUAUUUAAAAGAAAACCAAUAUAUGUGUAACACUGACAGGCUACCUCAUUCACAGGAUAGUAGCGAGUUAAUCAUGACCAUGUGGCAUUGUAUGUGUGAUCAGUAGUAGGGCCUGAAUAGCAAGCAAUUAGUUGUUGGGUUUUUUUUUUUUGUUUUGUUUUUUUACGUGCUAUGACUAACCCCGGAACGCUCAAUACUUCUAAGCUUUCUCUUAAUUACUAUUUCAACAUUUGGAAGGCAGAGUAAGCCUUUACUAGUUUGGAAUGUGUGGUGGGGAUUUAAUUCUCCUACCUUUCAGCCUGUUAAUAAUUUCAUAAACCAUUUAAUGUCAUGAGUAUGAAAGCACACUGCUUUGUAAUGCGCUGCUUGCUCUCUAGUAGUGAACAGGGUUUAAUUCAAGAAUAUGUAUAAUACCAGAUAAAGGCCAGUAUUGACAACAUAAAUAUGUCAGUGGAGUGUUUUUUUUUUUUUUUUAAAUAUAAAGAACACUGUAGUGUUACAAAUUAGGAAACUGAGUCCCUCCUCUCCCUAUGGUAAAAAGGUAAUACUUUACUUUUAUCCCAUGCAGAAAAAAAAAUCACUAACUCAAAAGUAACAGGUGUAAUACGGCUACCCAUUUAACGUCUUUAUAGCUGGUGUAGACAGAGCUACUGGCUUCUACUAACCUAGGGGUACAAUAAAUAUCUGGUGUGAUGAAAACUGCUACUAAGGUAUGGUUUGCUCACCUCUUCCCACCCAUUUGUUUUUAUAUUUUCCGAGCUUAGUUAUGUAUUGGAUUUUUUUUUCUUAGUUUUUUAAGGUUUGUAAGACUUGCCUUUGUAAGUUCUUGUGAGCAUUUUUAUACUCUAAAAUCCUGUUUGGUUAGUUUUUCAUUCAAAGCUCCUCUGUAAACCUGCUCUGCUUUGUUUGUAUUAACUGUUCUGUACUUUGUUAUACAUUCCUAACUUUCAUAAACUAAUACAAAAGUUUGUCUUUGUGUGAUGGGUCUUAUUCCAGAAAAAUACAGGAAUGUAAAAGCAUAAAAAGAAUGUUCCUAAUUUGGAGACGGAUAUGGG
Pelobates cultripes (western spadefoot toad) is the source of this 9128-nucleotide messenger RNA. Lineage: Eukaryota; Metazoa; Chordata; Amphibia; Anura; Pelobatidae. The record is from the annotation of a GenBank genome assembly.